This is a messenger RNA of Talaromyces proteolyticus, 1576 nucleotides long. RefSeq lists its product as uncharacterized. The coding region runs from base 19 to 1410 and encodes 463 amino acids. NCBI's taxonomy places the organism in Eukaryota, Fungi, Ascomycota, Eurotiomycetes, Eurotiales, Trichocomaceae. The record is from RefSeq and is a predicted model, not a curated record. The transcript has a single exon.
CUUGGUCCCUCCACAAACAUGUCGCAAUGGCGAGUCACAGCGGAGCGCCCACUCCGGGAAGUCGACGGGCUUGACCAUGAACGGUGCGCCGCCCUACACAACCUCAUCGUUGAGCGAGGGUGGACAGCAAGCGGUCGCAGCCUGAGGGAUUUGCAUCGCCAGACCUGGUGGGAGUGCUAUGGCGGAGAUGCGGAGCUGUCACCACACGCCGCGAAAUUGAGUCCUUCGGUGGUUGCGUUCCUCAAAGCGGCUUGGCAUGGCUACGCAUAUACUGCACAACCACCACACGCAUUCUUCAGAUACCUCGCCGGACUUUGCUCACCCGAUGAUCUUUGGGAGAACCUCAAUUAUGGCGAAGACGAAGAUGACUUGAACAAAAAGCGUUACGUGACACUCUACAUGGCUAAUUGGGCACUAGGCGCCAGUCAUCCACUGGGCCUCGUCUUUGAUGAGCAGACCUUCACGGCAAUGCAGCAUAUCUCUAUCCACGACACGGGCGUCACGAUGAAUGGACGACAGAUCUGGUUGCCCUUCGAGCUCAUCCUUGAAGGCUUCCUUGACAUGAUAGACCAAGGUAAAGCACUUGCGGUGGACUCGUCUUACGAUGGCAACCAAGAGAGAAUCGAUCCUUGGAUUAUGCCCUCCUAUACAGUCUCUGAUGUGGAUGAGACUCUCGAAGCCUUCGAACGGCUAGCAGGUGCGGUUGAAACUCGUAUGCCUGGGGCUCCCGGUAAUGAAAUGCACCGCCUUAGUGAUGCGAUCGAGUCGAGCGCACUCGCCCCGAACACCUUCGCAUACCAGUUCCUGGUGCGGGCUCGGGAAAUCCGUUUUAGCCAGAUCGCACCUGGCCUUCGCAUAGCCCGCCAGCAGCCAUUCUCUUCAGUCGAUAUUGAAGAAGGGAAACUAAGGCCUAUACUGCUGUUCGAAAGCAGCCAGAAUGCCCAUCAAGAUACGGAACGAGCACCAUGGGGAGAAGAAGUCCCUCUAUCACCAUUCCCACGACAUUUUCAAGCUAUAACCAAUUAUCCUGCCGGUGUGUAUUUAACAGAGACAGAUCCAGAUGGAGCACACCCAUUUGAAGACGGCUGCAAGCUUAUUCUGCCUUACGCUAUCGGAGGCAAUGGUUGGGCUCGGACAAGCGAUGGCGCACUAUUCGGCGACAAAUCUCACACUAAAGGGCCAGCCGCGAGUCCAGUACCAUGCAGCACGCAAUUAUACCAACAGGGGUUCAACCAUUUUAUUGAGACUCACGAUGUGCAGUUAAAGCAUGUGUUGUCGCACUGGGCAGAAAUGGUGGAGGAAGGAAAGUGGGCGGUCGAUGUUGACGGUGUAGCAGGGGGGAUAGAGAAAUGGAGGGAGGCUGAUACAGAAGAUCAUUGGCAAGACUAUCAAUUACCGAUGUCUUGGUAAAUUCAUACAUUCAAGCGCAAAACAAAUGAGGCUGCUUGUGACGGCCGGCUUUGACAAGGCGAUGUGUCUCGCACUUGGAUCCACUCUUGUUGUCACUGGCUGUGUUAAGGGACAAUAUGAUAUACUAAAUCACAUAGAGAUUCUUUAAAAAUAAUUAAUAGUAAGA